AUGGGCCUUCCAUCUCCCGUGCGGGAACAUACCGAACAGCUCCCUCAAUAUGACAGUAGCGACAAUGAUAGCCUGAAAUAUACCACUGAAGUGGGUGGGAACACCUCUAAGGCCACAUACCAGGAAGCAACGGGAGCGCCCGUCGAGGUUAAUUCCCCGCUGGGGUAUUCGGUCGGUUGGGUUACUGUGAUUUUCUUGAAUUUGAGCAAGAUGAUUGGAACUGGAGUCUUUUCAACACCAUCGACCGUCCUCAAAGGCGCUGGCUCCGUUGGUCUCGCGUUGAUAUAUUGGGUCAUUGGAUAUUUGAUGGCAUCUAGCUCUCUAUCGGUCUAUAUGGAAUUCGCAUCUUGUUUCCCCAGUCGGUCUGGUUCGGAGGUUGUCUACUUGGAACAGUCGUACCCCCGACCCAAGUACUUCUUCCCUACUGUGUUUGCGAUGCAGACAGUGCUUUUCUCGUUUAGCAGUAGCAAUGCCGUUGUACUGGCGCAGUAUCUUUUUAAACUUGCAGAUUCCGAUUUUACUCCAUGGAAAUUAAAAGGAGUCGCUGUGGCUUGCUACACAGUUGCGGUAUUGGUUCUGGCAUUUCAUACUAGAUGGUCUUUGAGACUCGCAAAUGCUAUCGGGAUGGUUAAGUUAGUGACAUUGAUAUUCAUCGCAAUAUCUGGCUUAGUCGUUCUUGGAGGCCAUACAGCAGUGAAAGAUCCUAAAGCAAAUUUUAGGUCUGCCUUUGAUGGUACUAAUGCUGCAACAGCCUACGGGGCAACCAAUGCAUUGACCAAGGUCUGGUUCUCUUAUGCAGGAUAUGAAAAUGCCUUCAAUGUCGUCAAUGAAGUCCGGAAUCCUACCAAAACCUUGAAGUGGAGUGCUCCGCUCUCCCUGGGUUUGACGGCAGUUCUAUACAUUCUGGCAAACAUAGCCUAUUUUAGCGCUGCGUCCAAGGAAGAAAUCCUAGAAUCCAAGGUCGUUGCGGCUGGUGUCUUUUUCGAGAAGGUAUUUGGAACUGGUGGUGCUGCUUCGGCACUGAAUUUCCUUAUUUGCAUGAGCGCUUUUGGAAAUCUUCUUGCUGUGCUUAUUGGACAAUCCCGAAUGCUGAGGGAGUGUGGAAGACAAGGUGUUUUGCCCUUCACUUCAUUUUGGACUUCGACACGGCCAUUCGGAACUCCACUUGGUCCAUAUUUUGUGAAAUGGAGCCUCACCGUAGUGAUGAUCCUGGCACCGCCUGCGGGUGAUGCUUUCAGUUUCGUUGUGGAUCUUGGAGUCUACGCAGCAAGCUUCUUUGGCUCGAUACUCACAAUAGGCUUGGUUAUCACUCGAAUUCGUCGUGCCCGCCUUAAUCUCCCGGCGCCAGAAUACAAGGCCUGGAACAUUACGGUCGCAUUCGCCAUUCUGUCUAACUUAUAUAUGGUUGUGAUGCCGUGGUAUCCGCCAAGUACUGGAGCCAAUGGAGGCGACGUGAGCUUCUGGUAUGCAACAUAUUGCGCGGUUGCUCUCGGAAUUAUUGGGGUCUGUGGAGUGUACUAUUACGUUUGGAUCAAGCUUCUUCCUAGAAUUCAAGGAUUCAAGUGGGAGCAAACGGUUCUCAUACUGGAUAAUGGUGCUGUGGCACAUCAGCUUGUUAGGGUGCCUAAGAGAAAUGAUUAA
Messenger RNA from Penicillium vulpinum, 1641 nucleotides. RefSeq lists its product as uncharacterized. Gene Ontology annotation, cellular component: membrane. Lineage: Eukaryota; Fungi; Ascomycota; Eurotiomycetes; Eurotiales; Aspergillaceae. The transcript has 9 exons. The record is from RefSeq and is a predicted model, not a curated record. Gene Ontology annotation, biological process: amino acid transmembrane transport. Gene Ontology annotation, molecular function: L-amino acid transmembrane transporter activity. The coding region runs from base 1 to 1641 and encodes 546 amino acids.